Messenger RNA from Saitoella complicata NRRL Y-17804, 1536 nucleotides. RefSeq lists its product as uncharacterized. Lineage: Eukaryota; Fungi; Ascomycota; Saitoellomycetes; Saitoellales; Saitoellaceae. The coding region runs from base 127 to 1350 and encodes 407 amino acids. The record is from RefSeq and is a predicted model, not a curated record. The transcript has a single exon.
AGUAAAGAACCAGAGACAUUUCGAUCUUGGGCUUUCGGUAUCGAGGGCGUACGGGCUUGAUGUGGAUUGCGAUUGUGUGUUGAAUAAAGCCGAGGGACGUCGCUCUGCCCGGAGGAUAGACCCACAAUGAUGCUCUUGACGACGCUCUCCACUAUUCUCAUCGCUGCCUCAACUGCGGUGGGAAUUACAGCUUCUCCCCUUGAGGCCCGUGCCGUCACCUCAGCAUCGGGAUCUUGCUCCUCCGGCCUUGCCGCAAUAUUUGUGCAGUCGUCAUCCGCCGUGGGACCGUACUGCUCCUCCAUCCUCUCCCUCACACUCACCAAGGUUACAACCGUUCCCGUUACCUCAACGGAGAUCACGGGCACGGUGGUCGCGACCGUGAAGGUGACGCCGACGAGUACGAAGAUCGUUAGUGCCGCUGCGAAGGCCGUGACGGUUACCGUCAGACCUACGACCGUAAGUGUGAGUUCAGGUGUGACGACGCAAAGUAUUACCAAGACCGCGACGAGUACCAAGAUUGUCACGAAGGCGGUUGUGAAGACUGGGACAGUUACGGCGUUCGCUACCGUCACUGCCACCGUUACGGCCUCUAGAUCCACGAAAGCUAAGCGUGCAUUGACAAGUGUGUCCGUCCCAGCUGUCGCGAAGAGCCAGAACAGUGCGAGUGUGAAGACUGCGUGUGGGUGUGUCGCAACCACCCCAACGCAGACCGUCUACAAAACGAAGACGGUAACGGGCAAGACAACGAGCACGAAGAUUGUCACGGCUACAGCAAAGACGAUUACCACAACGUCCACUCCAACAAUGACCGUCACGGUCUCGAAGGGAACACCGAUUACCUCCGUUUCGAUGAUGAUCUCGACCAAGACCGUGACGGUCCUUACAACCCCCACGGUGACAAAAACCGCAACCCGCUCAACCUCCACCACAAUCACCCAUACCACCACCAAAACCCUAACCAUCACUCCCUCCUCCACCGCCUCCACCCUAACCAUCCCCUCCGCCUCAGCAGCCGCCUACGCAGCCUCCUGCUCCGCCCAAUACUGGUCCCGCUUCGCCGGGUACAUCGCCCCCCCAACCACCUCCUUCACCAUGCUCACCAACACCACCGCCACGGACGCGGCAACCUGCUGUGCUGAGUGUUUUCUCGCGGAGAAUGGAUGUGCGAGUUGGGUUUUCGGGGAUGUAGGGGAGGGGAGUACGGGGUGUUUGAUGUGGGUGCCGACUACGAAUGGAGUUUGUGGAACUGGAGGACAGGUUGAAGUUGAGGUUGUUUAUGGGGGGGUUGGGGGGAGUGAUGGGGGUGUGGGAGUUAGUGGGGUAGGGACUUGUGGGAAGUUGAGUUCAUGAAUUUGAGGAGGAGGAGGUGAAGGGGAUUGUUGGGUGGACGCUUCUUCUGUAUACCCAUCUUUGACAAGACUAUACCUUUUGACAUACUCGAUGUAGCAAAGAUACGGAAAUAUUGGUAUCCACUAUCGUACACGCCCGUCUCAAUAUCGUGCAGACCCACCGUUUAGAUUCCACGUCCACCAGUAA